UGUAUAUCCUGCUUCAGUUUAAUGUUCAGAACUCAUAUCAAAAGGGUGUGUUGGCCACCAUUUGGAGGAAAACGACCACAGAUGGCUCGGGGAAGAUAAUUUUGAGUGUUUUGCGAUUAAUUGAGUCGUGAACUGUGGCGACGGUAAGGAAUCUUUAGUCCUAAUCCGGUAACGAAUUUAGGGAAAGGAAAUGGACUUGACCUGAAACUGAAAAGAAUCGAAGAAAAGAAUAUAGUGAAACGAUGAAUAAAAUCAACGUCUUCCUCGCGAGCCUCAUCCUCGCUGUCCUCCUGCUGGAAGCGCGAGCAGGAGCUGAGAGCAGAAGGAAAGAAGCAGAAGGGGUUUCGGAGGAGGAGCGAGGAAAGAUUAAAAUUGCAAAAGAGGAAAGGGAGAUAGAGGAGCCAAGAGAACCGCGGAUGAAGAGAGGGGAAGAUCUUGCCGGCAAAGGUGGGAAUAAGAGAAACGGUAGAGAGGAGAACGGAGGUGGAAUAAGUGAAAAUAAAGGAUACGAAACCAGUAAAGAAAGAAUCAAGAGAAAAAUUAAUGAAAGUGUAGGGGAUAAACAAAGGGAUAAUGGGGACAAAGAGAAAGACAGAAAUAAAGAAAAGAAAGCCGUAGACAGAAAGAGAAGAAAUAAAAUGAAAAAAAAUAGAGCGCGAGCAAGAAAAAGUAAACCCAAUAAACUUAAAAAAACAAAAGAAAAUAAUGUUAAAAAAAACACAGAUGAGGAUAAGAAGAAAGAUGACGAUGAAAGAGAACAAAACAAAAAGGGUAAAAAGGAAGAAACGGAAAAGGAAAACAAACGAAAUAGAAAUAACAAGGAAAACAAACGAAAUAGAAAUAGCAAGGAAAAGGAACGAAACAGAAAGAGAAACAGCAAAACAAAAAAAGAAAGCAGAGAAAAUAAAGAUGAUAAAAGAAGGGAACGAAACAGAAAAGAGGAUAAAGAAAAACCGGAAAAAGAAACCAAAGGAAAUAGAAAUGAUAAACGAAGGGAACGACACAAAAAUGAAGAGAAAGAAAGAGGCGAAACAGACACCAGUGAAGAAAGAGAUGACGAAGGAAGGGAACGAAGCGGGAAUAAGGAAAACAGAGACGAUGAAAAAGAAGUGAAAGAAAAUAAGGAAGGAAGAAAAUUGAAGAAAGACAACGACGACGUUUCUGCCGCAGCUCGAAAGGCAGACAAACGCAAAAGAAAGAAGGAGAAAAAGAAGAGUAAUAAAAAGAAAGUAGAUGAUGUUGCACUACGCUUCAGUCCCUUCAACUUCCGCAUGGCCCACUGUAUGGUAACCUAUAAGAUGAAAGAAGAUGAUGCUUUUCUUAUGACAACCGACGACUCAAAACAGUCUCGCAAAUGUGACACCAAAUUUGUGGCUCCGAAGGAUCACCGCCUGAACUUCACCUGCCCAGUGUUCAAUCUCGCUCCCACGGGAUGCAGACGAGAGAAGUUGAUUGUGAAGGACAGUAGCGUUAAAAUGACGUUUUGUACAAACGACAAUGUCGAUUUGGCGUCGACUGGUAAUUCCCUGAACAUCAAACAUAAGAGGAAAAAGACGAAAUCAAAGGAAUGCACUGGAACCUACGUGUGCGAAGUAACUGUCGUAAAGCAAGGCCCCCCAACGACCAUUGAAACCCUGACAACGACAGUUCAAACUUCCAAUUUACACUUAACAACUUAUUCACCCUCAGCAAGCGGCCCUACUGUCCCUCAGUCACCGAAUCCUCAGUUACCGGAUAUCCAGGUAACGACUUCUCAGUUCGAGAAUGUUCAGUUACCGGAUUCACAGUUACCGGGUUCCGAUGCAGCGGAUUCUCAGGGCCCGGAUUCUUCAGUAACAGAUCCUCCAUUGCCCGGUCCCCAGUUACCGUGUCCCCAGAUACCUGAUUCUCACUUACCGAGCCCUCCGUUACCCAGUCCUGGAGUACCUGAUCCUCAAAUACCGCUUCCACAGUUGCCCUAUCCUCAAAUACCAGUAGUCCCUCAGUUGCCAGAUCAUCAACCGUCUUCAAAACCUACUGUCCAGACGUUAUCACCUCUUCAGCCUUCUCCAUCACCCACACUUCACCCACCUCCCUCACCCACACCUCGGCCAUCUCCAACGCCCACACCUCGACCAUCUCCAACGCCCACAUCUCAGCCAUCUCCAACACCAUCACCUCAGCAACCUCCACCGCCCACACCUCAGCAACCUUCAUCACCUACACUUAAACCAUCUCCACCGCCCACACCUCAGCCAUCUCCACCGCCCACACCUCGACCAUCUCCACCGCCCACACUUCAGCCAUCUACAUCACCCACACCUCGGCCAACUCCAUCACCCACACCUCGGUCAUCUCCCUCACCCACACCUCGGCCAUCUCCACCGCCUACACUUCAGCCUUCUCCACCGCCCACACCUCAGCCAUCUCCCUCACCCACACCUCAGACAUCUCCAUCACCCACACUUCGACCAUCUCCAUCACCCACACCUCGGCCAACUCCAUCACCCACACCUCAGACAUCUCCAUCACCCACACCUCGGCCAUCUCCACCACCCACACCUCAGCCAUCAUCACCCACAGUCCAGCCAUCUCCAUCACCCACACCUCGGCCAACUCCACCACCCACACCUCAGCCAUCAUCACCCACAGUCCAGCCAUCUCCAUCACCCACACCUCGGCCAACUCCACCACCCACACCUCAGCCAUCAUCACCCACAGUCCAGCCAUCUCCAUCACCCACACCUCGGCCAUCUCCACCACCCACACCUCAGCCAUCAUCACCCACAGUCCAGCCAUCUCCAUCACCCACACCUCGGCCAACUCCACCACCCACACCUCAGCCAUCAUCACCCACACUUCAGGCAUCUCCACCGCCCACACCUCAGCCACUUCCACCACCCACGCUUCAGCCAUCGUCCCUGACUCCAAGUCCCGCGACGACAGACUUCCAUACAGCUCCAGGGACUUCCAUGAGCCCGACGACUUCCGAGAGCCAUGCCAUGAGCUCGCACAGACCGACAGCAACUUCGGAGGCUUCGGGUGAGAUAGAGAAUCAAGUUAUCCUGACUUCUCUUUCCUCAGACUUGGCUUCAUCCUUAGGAGAGGGCCCAGGAGGUCAGUCAGCUUCGGUCGCGACUGAUCCAACGAAUUCAGCUUCAAGUAAGGAAAUUUCCACGUCUACAACUCGCAGUACAACAAUUUUUGUGUCAUCCCAUUCAACCGCAGCAACUAUCAGUGAUCUCUCUCACUCGAUAACAAGUUCACCUUUGAUUCUUAUGAGUGGUUCUCCUACAACAUCCUCCCCAGAAUCGUCAUCACUUCAAGCAACAUUUGAGAUGUCAGACCCGGUGCCGACUUCCUCAUCCUCCUCAUCAGCAUCUCAGUCAUCACGCACAACCUUAUCAUCCACCCCAGCAGUUUUCACCGCAGCACAAACAACAGGCUCAUUACCACAGGCAGUUUUUCCAGAAUUCACUCAAUUAACUACAGCACCAUUAGCACCCCCUCCUCCAACUGUAGCGCCAGUAACUCUCCCUCCACCACUACCUGUACCAGCACCACCUGCACCCCCUCCACCCCCUCCACUCCCACCUGCACCACCCCUACCCCCACCUGUCCUGCCAGCACCACAACCAACAUUUACCGAUGCACUUCCGCCUACAGCAACAACCAAUCCUACUGUGACAACGGCAGCAGCCAGUCAGGGUCGACUUUUUUGCAGCAACUGCGGCCUCAGUCAGAUCACGAUUCCAAGGAUCGUAGGAGGCCAGGACGCGAACCGCGGGGAAUUCCCUUGGCAGGUUGGCAUCAAACUGGGCUGGGGAGGUAGGUGUGGCGGUUCCCUCAUCAAGCAUCGUUGGGUGAUAACAGCCGGGCACUGUUACAUGAGUGGAUUCACUGCCAGCACUGUGUACUUUGGAGAUCACGAUAGGACCGUAAACGAAGAGGGCAGCUACGAGAUAGAAGCAGAGAGUGUGACGGUCCAUCCGGAUUUCGACGGCUUUACUCUGGAUAAUGACAUAGCAUUACUGAAACUAUCUUCCCCUGCGACGUUUAGCCCAACAGUGGCACCCAUAUGCCUCGCCAGACCUUCCGAGGUCCCGGUGUCGGGCAAGGGCAUUACUACGGGAUGGGGCACUACUACUUGGCAGGGAACUACUGCCACUAUUCUGCAAAAGGUAGCAGUGGACUACAUAAGCAACGCUUGGUGUAAUCAGCUCUAUUACGAUCGCUACGACAUCACAGAUAACAUGGUUUGCACGUACACACCUAAAAAGGACGCAUGCCAGGGUGACAGCGGAGGCCCCCUUAUCUCCCUCGCUGCCGACGGGCGUUGGGUGCUCACGGGCGUGGUCAGCUUUGGAGAUCAGUGUGCCAAGGAGAACUCACCUGGAGUGUUCACCCGUGUGCCCAAUUACAUUUCGUGGAUUGAGGAAAACACUCCUGACGACGACUGUUAGGGUUCCGACCUUGCCUUCUUGGAGACUUGGUGCUCGAAUAUCGCACUGCCAAGUUUUAGUACCCUAAAGAAGGGAGGGGGAAAGGCCAAACGAAAUAAGAAUGCGAUGCAGGGAACUAAGGAACCUUCGGCGACGCGUUUUUGCGCCCUAAUUGUUAAUAGUUUUAGUUUUGUGCCGUUUAUUUUCGGCGGCUACUGUUAUGUUUCCUCUGUAAUGAUAAUCAGUAAAUAGAUAAAUUGAUAAACAUGUAUAUAUAUAUUUAUAUAUAGCUAUGGUUAUUAUGGUAAUUUCAUCUAAUAACGUCUGCAUAACCACACCCAAUAAUAUAUAUUGUAUAUAUGUAUAUGUAUAUGCAUGUAUAUACAUAUAUACACAUAUAUAGAUAUAUAUAUAUUUAUUAUACAUAUAUGUACAGUAUAUAUACAUAUAUACAUUAUAUUUAUAGUUAUUAUGGUUAUAUUAUAGUCAUUUCAUCUAAUUCCGUCUGGAAUUGAAUAUAUGUAUAUAUCAGUUGUAAACAAACAGUUGAAGCACACAUUCUUGUUUUAAAUUUUUACAAACUAAAACUGAUUUUCCAGAUUUACCUUGUGCGCCUAGCAGAGGAAAUAUGAUGCAAGAAAACAAUAAAUUUGCAAAUGAAACACAGUCAUGAUACUAAAAAAAAAUUAUCCUGUUUCCACACACACAAAAAAAAUCGUGUCGUAUGCAUAAUGGGGAAUAAAUUGUGAAACAGAUGUGGGUUAUGGCAUAUUUGUCUACGAGAGACUUGAUAUUGUGAGGAUUUCUGGGAAAUAAAGUAUUCACUGUAUUAGAAA
Molecule: messenger RNA, 5257 nt
Organism: Penaeus indicus
Lineage: Eukaryota; Metazoa; Arthropoda; Malacostraca; Decapoda; Penaeidae
Product: proteoglycan 4-like
Exons: 12
Coding region: 243-4442 (1399 amino acids)
Biological process (GO): proteolysis
Molecular function (GO): serine-type endopeptidase activity
Source: RefSeq, a predicted model, not a curated record